Cuscuta europaea is the source of this 1705-nucleotide messenger RNA. The record is from the annotation of a GenBank genome assembly. Lineage: Eukaryota; Viridiplantae; Streptophyta; Magnoliopsida; Solanales; Convolvulaceae.
GAUUGUUUGGGCCAGAAGGCCCAGAACCAUUCCACAUUUCCACUGAAGUGAACUGGACGAUGAGUUUUAGUCCGUACGGUCUAUGUAACUGUAUGCUUUGCAGUUUCACCAUAACAUUUUCUUCUCUUUCUCUUUCCGCAAGUAAACUCUUCCUCCACAGAAACGAGCAACAGAGAACUAACUCUCUGAAGGAAGCCAUACCAAAAACUCCCCAUGGAAGAAGAGGGAACACAGACCCAGCAACUAGUUCUAGCUAAAAAUAUCUCCCUGCUUACCCACUCCGCUGUGAACGACUUGCAGAAAGUUAGCCUUCGCGAUGAGGUCUACAAUGUCAUCGUCUCCAAUGAUAUGGCUCCCUUGUAUCAAACCCUAGCCGCGAACUCGGUACUGACCUUGGAUCAGAAGGUCCUUGAUUCAAUGAGGGCUAAGAUUGAAGAGGAGCUAAUAAAGCUUGAUGAAAAGAUUGCUGAUGCAGAAGAAAAUUUAGGGGAAAGUGAAGUUAGAGAGGCUCACCUGGCGAAAUCCCUGUUUUUCAUUCGUAUCGGUGACAAGGAUAAAGCACUUGAACAGCUCAAGCUGACUGAGACCAAAACGGUUGCUGUUGGGCAGAAAAUGGAUUUGGUAUUUUACACACUCCAGAUGGGUUUCUUUGAUAUGGACUUUGACCUAAUUUCAAAAAGCAUUGACAGGGCAAAGAAACUAUUUGAAGAAGGGGGUGAUUGGGAACGAAAGAACCGGUUGAAGGUCUAUGAAGGACUCUUCUGCAUGUCAACCCGCAACUUCAAGAAAGCAGCUGACCUUUUUCUUGAUUCUAUUUCAACAUUUACAACCUAUGAGCUUUUCCCUUACGAUACUUUCAUAUUCUACACUGUUCUCACAAGCAUUAUUACGUUGGAUCGUGUUUCCCUAAAACAAAAGGUAGUCGAUGCACCAGAGAUCUUGACAGUUAUCGGAAAGAUUCCUUAUCUUUCUGAGUUUUUGAACUCCUUGUACGAUUGUCAAUACAAGGCAUUCUUCUCCGCCUUUGCUGGCAUAACAGAGCAUAUCAAAUUGGACCGCUAUUUGCACCCACACUUCCGUUAUUACAUGAGGGAGGUGCGAGCUGUUGUUUAUUCCCAGUUCUUGGAGUCCUACAAAAGUGUGACCAUUGAGGCAAUGGCCAAGGCAUUCGGUGUGUCCGAGGACUUCAUUGAUACCGAGCUCUCUCGGUUUAUUGCUGCUGGUAAGCUACACUGCAAGAUCGACAAAGUUGCUGCAGUGUUAGAAACAAACCGCCCUGAUGCUAAGAAUGCUCUAUACCAGGCCACCAUUAAACAAGGGGAUUUCUUGUUGAACCGAAUCCAAAAGCUUUCGCGAGUUAUUGAUCUUUAAGGCAAUAUCCUCCUGCUCUAGCACAAUCAUUCCAGAUGUAGUCAUUCACCUCCCCUUCAACAUCAAAAUAUGGUUCAAUUUUAUUCUGUAACAAAAGAAAAGACCCAAUAUGAUUCCUUCUGUUUUUUUUUAAUUGUUUGAAAUGAAAUGUUUUCUUCCCAUUAGGGUUUCAAGUCUAAAUCAACAUGCUUGCCAUUCAGAAUUGUGCUAUGCAAAAUUGCAAACGUAUUUCCACUUAUCUUACUCUUCUAGCUGGCUGUCAAGGUCUUACUUGUAGGGCAAUCUGGCUAUUUUAACUAUGGAGUACUUAUUAUGUGUUAACUGCAAGUCUGCA